Molecule: messenger RNA, 6197 nt
Organism: Scophthalmus maximus (turbot)
Lineage: Eukaryota; Metazoa; Chordata; Actinopteri; Pleuronectiformes; Scophthalmidae
Gene: fbxl13
Product: F-box and leucine-rich repeat protein 13
Exons: 24
Coding region: 243-2669 (808 amino acids)
Biological process (GO): SCF-dependent proteasomal ubiquitin-dependent protein catabolic process
Cellular component (GO): SCF ubiquitin ligase complex
Molecular function (GO): protein binding
Source: RefSeq, a predicted model, not a curated record
CAGAAUCCCAUUUGAGUUAUAGCAGACACACAGAGGCGAGACACUGAGUAAUUCGACCACAUUUGAAAAUACAAAGCGGGACUGAGACUACCCUGAAAGACAAGCACAAUUUCUGAGUGAAGGCAGCAGCGUUUCCCAACGUCAGCAGAAUCCGACACCUGUCAGAUGGAUCACUGCUGUUCUCCAGACACGAGAGCAGCAUUUUCAGGUGUUGUGGCUCCAGGUUGCCGGGGGACUGAUGGAUGAUGCCACCUAUGGAGCAAGAGAAGCAGUUUAAACUACAUGUCGUCAUGACGUGUCAAGACAUGGCCACCCUCGAGUCUGUUCUGAAAGACUGUGAACUCAAGUACUGCCUGCCACAAAUAUGUAAGGCCCUGCUGUCAGCUGCAUGUCUGGCAUGUCCCAAUGACCCAAUACUGUUUUUGCAAAACACUAUUUUGGCCUUCCAGGGAAAUGACAAUCUUCAGGAUGUGGACAGGCACAAGUUUGUUGCUGAUGUUGAACGGUAUGCAGCAAAAAUCCACUCACUGAGAUGGGGGACUAUGGACACUGUGGCCUACAUAGAUCCAGAUGACAACGUGCUAUCCUUUGGUUUGCUCCAGAAGGCCUACUCCUGUUACAGGAAUAACUUAACAGGCGCUUGCUUCAGGCAUUGGAAGAGUUUCACCUCGGAGAGCAAGAGAGAUGCCAGGGAGAGCGCAAUGAAAGUGGACAAAACAAAGAAGCACUUGGAUUGGAAAUGCCAGCAGGUUGCCGUCACCAAAUGGGUGAAUUGGGUAAAAUUACACAAGAAGACAAAUGCUGCUGCCGUUGAGAAACUUGAGAGAAUCGUAGGCGCGGGUCGCCUUAAACGGAUCAUUGCUGCAUGGCAUAAUGUUGCAAAGGAGUCAAAAGGAACAAAAGAGUAUUUUACGAAGUUGGAAAAGGGUUUAAUCCAACUCGAUGAGGAAGUCCAGCAGACUGGAGAAGGAUGUGACAGACUCUCCCUGCUCCCCAGCAGCCUCACAUUGAAGAUCUUUCAAUAUCUAGAAUUGCGAGACUGGCUGAAUUGUGCUGAGGUGUGUUAUGCAUGGAAAGCUGUAAUCCAGUCAGGCACACUGUGGAGUCAGAUCGACGUCUCUGUAGAGAAGGACUGGAUUACCGACUGCACAAUGAAGCAGAUUCUCCAGAACUACCAUCCGUUUGUGACCCAUCUUAACCUGCGGGGCUGCACAACACUAACAUGGCCCAGCUUGAUAUGUAUCACUGAAUGCAGAAAUCUCCAGGAGCUCAAUGUAUCGGAGUGUUUUAAUGUUACAGAUAUAAUGGUUCAGAAAAUUGUCGAGGGCUGUCCCUGUCUGCUGUACUUGAACGUCUCCUGCACACUUGUAACAAACAAAACGCUCAGGGAACUGUCCAGAUGCUGUCGCAACCUUCAAUACCUGAGUCUGGCCUACUGCGACAGAUUCACAGAUAACGGCUUUCUGUACCUGACCACAGGGAAGGGCUGCCACAAUCUCAUCCACCUCAACCUGUCCGGCUGCACUCAGAUGACUGUGGACGGGUUCCAAUACCUUUCAGCUGGAUGCCCUUCACUCAAAGAGGUUGUGCUAAAUGACAUGCCCACACUGUCAAAUAGCUGUGUCUUGGCACUACUUGCCAGAUGUCGCUGUCUGUCUGCCAUCUCUCUGUUGGAUGCUCUUCAUCUUACCGACAUCGCCUUCAAAGCCAUUGCUGAAGCAACCACACUGAAGACUUUCUGUAUAGAGGGUAACAGCCAGCUUUCAAGUGUCAGCUGGAAAGCCCUGUGCAGCAGAUCGCAAGGCCUCCAAAGAAUCCACGCUGCAGAAUGCCUCAGAAUGAGCGACAACUGCCUCAAAUCUGUGGCCACCCUCAAGAACCUGCAAUACCUGGACAUCUCACUUUGCAAAAGAGUGAGUGAUGUUGGCAUCUUUCACUUGACCGGAGUCUCCUCAGUCAACAAAUUACAAGAGUUAAAUGUCAGUCAUUGCAGCCUCAUCACUGACAUCUCUGUCAAGAGGAUCGCUGAAAGGUUGUGUAAACUACACCAUCUCAACUUGAGUUACUGUGUGAAACUGACCAACACAAGUCUGGAGUGGCUGAACGGCAGCUCCAUCUGCUCUCUUGACAUCAGCGGUUGCAACAUCCAGGAUAAGGGACUGGAUGCUGUUGAGGGAACUCACUUGAGGAAGCUGGUUCUUGCUGAGUGUGUCCACAUCACAGAUUUGGGCAUAGAGAAGCUGUGCAAGAACGUGGGAGCUCUGCAACAUGUUGAUGUGUCUCAAUGUGUAGCUCUGUCUGACCCGGCCAUCAGAGCCAUUUCAUUCUACUGCAGAAGUCUGUUCACCUUGCGAAUGGCAGGUUGUCCAAAGAUGACUGACAAUGCAGUGAAGUAUGUGACGACUGGAUCUCGGUACCUGCGAGAGCUUGAUGUGAGUGGCUGCGUUCUUCUCACAGAUCGCUCAGUACAACUCUUGGAAAGGAUCUGUCCUCCCCUCCGCUCUAUCGCGAUGACUUGCUGCUGCAACAUUUCAAAGGUGGCCGCCUUGAAGCUGCAGCCUUGUGUGAAACACUGGGAGCACAGCAAUGACUACACUCCAUACUGGUUUGGAAAUGACGUGGGCAUUGUGCAUCCAAUCACAAGACCCAUUAACACUGAUGUCACCUAGGAAAUGAUGGAGCACUCGGUGAUGACAAGCGCGUCACAUUACUGACAAUCAAGUCACAGCAACAUCAUUAUAUUCCACCAAAAUGUAUAAAGAGUGUUUUCAUCAUUUCAGAUAACCCUCAUUUAAAAUCUCUAAUUAAGCUUCACUUUUUUAUAUAUAUAUAUAUAUAUUUAUUUAUACUUUGUUGUAAGUCUAUUCUGUGUAAGUUCCCUGUGAGAGCACAGGAAACCAGAGUCAAAUUCCUUGUGUGUUUACACAUGCUUUGCCAGUAAAGCUGAUUCUGAAUACUAAUUCUAUGAUACUCAUUAGUUGAAGCAGGUACAGAUUUAGGGCACGAAUAUAAAGCUCUUUUGGGAUGAUUUUAUCAUGAAUCAGAAAUAACCGGCACGAUUUAGAGAAAAUGAUUUAACAAUUUGACAGUAUCUAGUAAGUAGAAUUUUAUGCCAAAGUCACAAUCUUCUUAUUUUGUUUUUAUUGUAUUAACAUAUCAUACAAAGGGCAGUCACAAGCAGCAAAAACAAUGAUGUGAACAAACUCCAUGGUUUCAAAUUUAUAUUCAGUACAAACCAGGUUAUAUUAUAUGCUUCCUAAUCUCGUGGUACAGUAUGUACAGUGAUUUUUUUCAGGGAAUAUUUGUCAAAUGCUAUGGAUGUAGUUAACUCAUUGACAGCACAGUGCAUCCUGAGCAGAGUUAAAGGUACAGUAUCUCUAAGUGUAAAGCCCCGGUGCAGUGAUGCAGAAUUAUAACAAAAAAUCCUGUCAAUCAAAACCCAGCUCAUCUCCCCAGCUUCAGCGACUCAAACCAGCUCUGAGUCUUCAGUCUGACGGAGCCUUUGUCGGCCCGUGCUUUAACCCACCGGUCCACUGGCAACGCUCCAUUCAUACAACCUGAGAGAAACACAGGAGAUGUUUGUGGAGUAUGUAACGGAAAAUGAGAGGUAUUUGUUGGAAGGUUUAUUUAUUGAACCAUGUCUUGAAGUGUGAUAUAAUGGCCUACCAGUAACUGUGGUUUGGCCUUGAGAUGUGUUGUUCUGUGCUUCAUGCAGAACAACAUCUGGGCUGAUUUCCACCGAAGCCCCACAGAGGUCCACCCCUGCUCUCAACGAGGAUGGGACACGCAGGCACACCGCUCCUACGUGAGACAGGAGGACAAGAUUAUGACUGGGAAAGAUAACUGGUUAAUAGAAUGAUUGCGCUCCUCACACUGUUUACCUCCCUCGCUGUGGAGUUGUGCACUGCCACCGUCUCCCACAUAGACGUCGAUGCCUCCGUUGUGAGAGGAAACAGUCAGGAAACUAUUAGAACCAUCUGCAAAAGCAAAGCAAGCAUCACAUGUUUUGAUUAUUAACCAGCCACUGAUAGAUACCAUACGUGGGACAUUGUUUAAUCAGUCAGUCUGCUUACCUAUGACUGUAUCUCCGGACAUGUUCUUCACCGAGGCUUCACCUUUUUAAAUCAAUGGAAGCACAAGCUCAGUAUUAACCAAUAUAACUAGCUGUAAGUUACUAGGUAAAUGGAAAUGGUAUAGACUGAGGAGAAUCUGGCAAGGACACAGUCCCUGACACGUAAUGCACAUAUCACGAACCUGAAUCUCUGAUAAUUGUUUCCAUGUUUUUCUAUGACGAGAAGCUCAUUUGUGUCGGGAACAGAUUCAAAUUCAGUGUGGAUGACGCAUUCUUCACUCUUCACAUCGUGUCAUAAGGCAGUUUGUCUUUGUUAUCCAAUCUCUCCUUCAAACUAUUUUUUUUUUUUUUUACAACCAACCUGUCUUAUAGAUGCCUCAAAACAAACAAGUACAGAAUAUAUUGAUAAUUGCAACCACGUUGCCGUUAAAUUGAUUCUGUUGGAUCAGCGCCCAGGAUUCCAGGCGUACCAAAGUCCUGCUUUACCAACCAGUUUAACACAAGGCAACUGUGUCAUAAUGGCUGGUGGGAGGGUUUUUGAACGUUUUGAUCCAAAAUGCCAGGAUGAUCUGCACCAGACACAGGUUGUGUGAGCUUUAACUCAACUUAAGUGCAAUUGGCUGUGAAUCAAAGAUUUGGUGGUUUGUUCCCCUCCUCCUCCUGUCCCCAUGUUGACGUGUCCUUGAAAAAAUGCUCACCUCCCUAAAAAGAAUUGGAUUUAUUGGGAACAAGUUGACAUUAUCAAACUAUCACAUGUUAGAUUUAUUUUUUUAAAGGAAAUAUAUUUUUGCUGUGUUCAGUAAGUAAAGUCUACAUCUACAAACUAGAUAAAAGAUAAAGCUGUCAAUGUGGAGUGAAGACUAAUAUAACACUCAGAAGUAUUAACAGUACUUCAAAAUCAGUAGAGUAAUUUAAUCAAUGUACGUAGUUGGUUUUCCACCACUGGUGCAUCACUCUGCACUGAAGUUUGGCCGCAACACUGACCGACACAAACAGCAUACAUAUAUACAUACAUACAUUGUGGAUAUAUAAACUAUGUUCGCUUUGGUACAGUUGAGUGAUGGACAGUUGAGUGAUGGACAUUUGAGUGAUGGAUGCUGCUGUUAGCUCACCAUGCACAUGCCCCAGCUGUACUCUGCCAGAGCUGGAGGAGAUGCAGCUGGACUCGGCGUAGAUGGCCUUGACCUGCAGAGGGCCGUGCUCUGUCGAGACAUUCAUCCUGGUGCCCUGGAGCUUCUUGACAUCCACUUCCUGCAAACAAACAGCUGAUCACUGCACAUGGCUGUGGCCAGCCAGGUCGACGGACACGCUGCUGUUCAGCCUCUCGGCGGAGAUGAGCAGCUCUUUGGUCUGAUCGUCGUAGUGGACGAGCACGUGAUCCAGACCGACAUCCCGCUCGGCGUCUGCCCCGUGCACCGUGACGAAGGCUCGGUCAGCCUCCGGGAAGGUGUGCGGGUCCAACGGGCGGAUGGAGAUGCUGCAGGCCAGCCGCGCCCGCACCGCGCUGAACGGGCUCACGGCCAGAGCCCACUGCUUCAGGGGCCGCUUCGGCUCCUCCGGUGUCGGAGAUUUCGCGGGGGCGGUGACGGAGAAGGAGCGUGAGGUGUGCAGAGGGCACCGGGGGGUGACUGUGAGGGACCAGCAGCGGAGGAGUCCGACAGGUCCCCGCUGACCUGCCGAGAACCAAAACAUGUCGGUCACCCUGCGAUGAACCGGCUCAUUCACACUUCACACGGCUGCUGGUUCAGUCAGUCAUCAACACAAGCCACCGAACUGUGGAGAGUUGCCGUUUGGUAACUCGCGCGGUCACAACGACGUCAAGUUUGUUACACUGACACAACAAGGCAUGACUUCCGGUUUGAGUUUUCAGACUAAAAGUCUAAAAACUACGAUUUACAAUUUCAAUUUGAGCAAAAACAAGCAAAUGUUACUGCAGGAACAUGUGUUCAGCCAGUGCUAUUAAUUGUAAGUCCUCUAAAAAUAAAUAUAUGAAUGAAUGUAAACUGGAGAGUAUGUCGACAGAAAAAUUGUUUUAAAAAAGUUUAAAAGAAUAAAAGUUUAUUUAGAGUCAAUGCAACAGCCAUAAACAUUUUCUUGAAUGUGAAUAUAAAUACCGUGAAUAGCA